Molecule: messenger RNA, 527 nt
Organism: Drosophila suzukii
Lineage: Eukaryota; Metazoa; Arthropoda; Insecta; Diptera; Drosophilidae
Gene: EMC5
Product: ER membrane protein complex subunit 5
Source: RefSeq, a predicted model, not a curated record
GCCCGCAUUUUUCGUCAGCAAAUUAGCAAAACAUUGUAGAAAAUUGUUCAGUCUGAUUUUAAUUUGUAAUUGUUCAAUAAAAAAUGGGCAGUAAAUUGUUCAAUAAGCUUUUGCUGAUUGCCGGGUUUGCCAGCCUGGCCCACGCUGCAUUUUCGGCUGCCCACCAUCGCACUUAUUUGAGGCUGACGGAGCAGGAAUGGACCAGUCUUCCAUUGGAUAUUAUCCUGCAGACCGUCAUCAGUUUGGUGAUUGUGAUCUACAACAUCAUCGAGGUUGUGGGCAACUUCAAGGAAAUCCGAGCCACCGUGGACAUGCAGCAGAAAACGUGGGACACCUUGGGCAACUUCCCCUCGUUCUACUCCUUUAAUCACCGCGGCCGUGCCUUGAAUCCUGGUUAUACGCCCCCGGAAUAGGAGGCGAUCUUUAUGAGUUCUGCUUUCAUUUUAUUUAUAGUCUCUGCAAGUUACAAGAUACAUAACGCUAAAGAACAACCACUUGGAUACCAUUAAAAAGAUGAUUGUAAAGGA